This is a messenger RNA of Danio rerio (zebrafish), 1094 nucleotides long. It is a transcript of the gene emp3b, whose product is annotated as epithelial membrane protein 3b (MAM blood group). NCBI's taxonomy places the organism in Eukaryota, Metazoa, Chordata, Actinopteri, Cypriniformes, Danionidae. Gene Ontology annotation, cellular component: membrane. The record is from RefSeq and is marked provisional.
GUGUCUGCGCUCAUGCCUUUCCUGAACACACACAGUGGAGGACGACAAAAACCAGCCCUGAGUCGAGGAAAUGGGUGGUUCUGAAUCAAGUCCACAAAAUACUUCAAUUUACUGGAGCUGAAAAGGGAGGAGGGAAGCUGCAAACCUGAAAACACAUUCAAAGAGUCAAUACACUCUUGGCAUCUGCUGGAUUUAGGUCACACUUGGUUCAGUUCUUCAGCAUGGCGUCUCUUCUGAUUUUUGUCACCCUGCUGCACCUUAGCACUCUGGCGGUUCUCUUUAUCGCCACCAUGGAGAAGUCCUGGUGGGUUUGGGACAACAAGGAGAGCUCAGACCUGUGGUACAACUGCCAGUUUGACAACGAAACUGAGAGUUGGUUCUGUGCCACUUCAGAAGAGACGGAGUGGCUUCAAGCAGUCCAGGUUCUGAUGGUGCUGUCGGUUGUGUUCUCCUCCAUUUCAUUCCUGAUUUUCCUGGGACAGCUCUUCACUAUGUCCAAAGGAGGACUCUUUUACCUCACCGGCGUCUGCCAGGCUUUUGCCGGCCUCAACGAUUUCACCGCAGUUCUCAUUUACACUCUGCACAACAAAGAAAUUCUUCAGGGGAUGCAGGAGUUGAGUUCGGGACACUUCGGCUUCUGCUUUUUCCUGGCCUGGGUCUGUGUGCCUUUGCUCCUGUGCAGCGGCAUCAUGUACAUCCAUCUGCGCAAAAGGGAAUGAACGUCCUGAAGGAAAAAAAGGAGAAGCCACGCGAAGAAUGUUUGCUGUUGACAUACACGACUGAGCGAUUAUACUCUUCAACGUGGCAGAGACAUUCGCUUAUUUAGACUGUAUUCAGCCACAUAUAAAUACGCACGGCUGAAAAUAUAGCCACGACGCACGCAGCGUAAACGAUCAGCACUACUUCGUUAACUCUUAAAGGGCAAGCAUGACUAAUAGGCUUAUAUCUGAUUAGCCGAGUUAUAUCCAAUUCAAUAAUAAAAGGGGCCAUACGACCUAAAUCUCAUUACAGUCUGAAGGGAUACUUGUAUGGUGGUAUCCAUACGCUUAAACUUCAAGAUGUAUUUUUCUAAAUAAAUUCGAUCAAGUCAUUAA